AGCCUGAACCUGAUCUCGAUGUCACAGCCUGAAGGAUCAAAAUAGAAGCAGACGGCAAUCAUGGCGGUGUUCGGCGUCCAGCUGGUUGUGACGAUGGUGAUGGCCAGCGUCCUCUCCCGCAUCACGCCGCACUACUCCCUGGCGCGCUGGCUGCUCUGCGGGACGGGGCUUGUUUACUACCUCCACCCAACGGACGAGGAGUUACGUAGCAUAGCGGGAGUGCCCAAGGAGAAGACCAAGAAAGGAAAAGGCGGCGGAAAAGGAGGUGGAAAAGGAGGAGGGUCAGGAGGGAACAGCGGAGGUGCGGAGGAGGACGCAGCGUUCACCGUGCCUCGGAACCUUGAACUGAGCCUGGACACCUCCCGCCUAGGCCCCGGGGAGGUGGUUCAGCUGAGGUUCUACUCGGAGUACCAGUGGCUUCUUGACUUCUCGCUGUGUGCUGUGCUGGUCUACAUCAUCACAGAGGUGCUGAUGGCCGUGGCUCCCCCCAAGGCCGAGGUCAACCUUAGCAUGCUGUGGUGUCUGCUGGCGGUUGGGUUCUCACUGAAGAUCAUGUUUACACUGGCAAUGCUGUACUUCCGAGGGGAGGACUCAGGCGGGGAGAAGGCGAUGGUGGUGCUGUCCUUCUUCACCUACCUCCUCAUAGCCCUGGGGAUGCUGAUUCUGGACGAGAGUAAGCUGGAGUUGGGACUGGACCUGGCGUACUCCUCCUUCAAUGCUAGCGCUGCGGCCUUCCUCAAAGCUCAGGGGUUGCCGUCCGACGGUCCGGCCUCCAAGGUGACAUUCAAGCUUAGUCUGGCGGUGGUGUGUGCUAUCAUCGGCGCCUUCUUCACGUUCCCGGGACUCAGGCUCGGGAAGAUGCACUGGGACUCCCUCAAGUACUGCACGGAAAGCAAGGUUCUCCGCGCACUCUUCCACAUCAGCUUCCUGGCCCCGCUCCUCCUGGUUACCAUGUGGAUACGACCCGUGUCCAGACGCUACCUCACCGAGUACACCCUGCCCGGACGCUCCUUCCCACUCAUGGGUUCCGAGACCUUCGACACCCUGCGGAUCGUCCUGGUGCUGACGGUGAGUGCGGUGCGGCUGGGACUCAUGCCGUACUACCUCCAGUCGUACCUCAACCUGGCCUAUGAGAAGAUAGAGGCGCAGAAGAAGGAGUCCGGCCGCAUCUCGAACAAGGACCUGCAGAAGAAGAUAGCCAGUGUGUUCUACUACCUGUGUGUGGUGACCCUGCAGUACGUGGCUCCCAUCAUCCUGUGCCUCUUCCUCUCCCUCAUGUUCAAGACACUCGGUGGCUUAAGCUGGGCGGCACUGCUCGGCGGGGGACAGUCUACCCCCGGGGAGUGUGGCCUCACCCCUGAAGACGACACUGACUCGGCCCCACUCCCGGCCCUUCAGGAUGCCGAGACGGUUAUGGAGGCCACGCGUAUCCUCACCUUAGGCCUGGAGGAGCUGAAGAAGGUCUUCACCACCGAGUUCUACCGAGGCGUUCUGGGCUUCACGACAUGGUGGUGCGUUUUCUCCUGGUUCCUAUCGGGUACCUUCGGGGUCGCCUACCAGUCCUACUUCACCAAGGCAUAGUGGGCCCAGCAUGGUAGGACAAGGGAUAGUGGGCUGGAGUUGUAACCUAGAGGAAAAUGUGCCAAGUGUAAACAAAGGGAGAGGGUCACGUGUCGGGUUGUGAGAUCGUGACCCACCCCUCGCACUGACCAUCCAUAUGUCUCGUCUCUUCAUCCGCCGACCAGUCCGUUUUCCGUUUUUGUCGGAUGGCUUGUGCAUUUUCCCUAUCCGAAUGUGGAUGUUCGUAAAAUUCUGUCUUUUAGCCGAGUUUAUUUAUGAGGUUUUAUGUGUAUUUGUUUGGUGUGACCCUUGUGUUGUGACGGCCAAGGGGUGACGUCUCGCAGGAUUCUUGUUUGUUGCGGCGAUUCUGUUCAUGUACGAGUGAGAGAAACUACUGUAAAAUGAUAACUCUGGAACGCUAAGUGGACGAGGCGUUUGUAUGGAAAGAAUAGAGAAAUCGCAAACAAAUGAGAAUGUGUGUAUCAAGCAUAAAACAAGAAGUAGGUACGCAAUUGAGGGAAGUUAUAGUGAUUUCCGUUCUGGUAAGAGUGAGAGAAAUUAAUGUAAAAUGAUAACUCCGGAACGCUAAGUGGAUGAGGCGUUUGUAUGGGAAGAAUAGAGAAAUUGCAAACAAAUGAGAGUAUGUAUCAGGCUGUAGUGAUUUCCGUUCUGGUAAGAGUGAGAGAAAUUACUGUAAAAUGAUAACUCUUGAACGCUAAGUGGAGGAGGCGUUUGUAUGGGAAGAAUAGAGAAAUCGCAAACAAAUGAGAAUGUGUGUAUCAAGCAUAAAACAAGAAGUAGGUACGCAAUUGAGGGAAGUUAUAGUGAUUUCCGUUCUGGUAAGAGUGAGAGAAAUUACUGUAAAAUGAUAACUCUGGAAUGCUAAGUGGAGGAGGUGUUUGUAUAGAAAGAAUAGAGAAAUUGCAAACAAAUGAGAGUAUGUAUCAGGCAAUUAAAAGAAGCUGUAGUGAUUUCCGUUCAUGUGAGAGUGAGGGAAAUUGAUGUAAAGUAAUGACUCUGGAACCCUCACUGGACGAGGUGUUUGUGUGGAAAGAACAGAGAAAUCGCAAACAAAUUAGAAUGUGUGUAUCAGGCAUAAAAAAAAAGUAGGUACAGAAAGGAGAAAUAUAUGUAAAAGAAGAGGAACAUUACAGAAACAGGAUGAAUAACAACUAGAAUGAAAAGGAAGAGGAGGUGUUCAUAUAGAAAGAAAAGAAAAAUAAGAAAAAUGACAAGCAAAUGACUGUAUCAAGCACAUAUAUAUAUAGAAGGGGAGAUAUAUAUAUUAGACAAAAGGGGAUUACACGAGCAGCACAGGACAUUUAGUAUAUUGUAAAAUCACACAGCGUUCUAAAAUGUGUGUAUUUGAACCACGAGAAAAAUCUUACAAGUCGAGAAACUAAAUAUGUAUGUAUCAAUAUGUACUUAAGGGGACCACUUCCUCCAGCCAGGGUUGUAAGAUGUGUUUUUUUUUGUUGUUGUCGUUUGUUUUAUUGUUUUUUAAUAGCAUAGGAGAUGACUCAAGGGCAACAAAAAGGGUGUAGAGAAAAAAGAGCCCGCUACUCACUGCUCACAAAUGUUAAGUCAAGUUCACCUUUCGCCAACGUUAAGUCAAGCACAAGAUAUUUUACGCUCAAAGGACUUCAGUGGGAGAGACUAAAGCUUCUCUAUUGGACCAUGCGUGUGUUCCGUUUUAAAGACUUACCAGUGCGUAUUUUCAAACGUAUCGGUCCCUCGGUUCACCAGUUCGAAAAGCCUCUUGUAGUAGACGUUGCCGGGCUUUUCAUGGGCUGUUUUGUGACCCUGGUGAUGGUUUGACAUGACCUCUGAAUCUCAAAAGUAAAAAACACCCAUGAAAUACCGGCUAACCUUCCCUGUGGCCUUGGAAAAAGAAACAUAAUGGAAGCACAAUAAGUUUAACCAACUCUUCAUGGACUGUUUUGUGAUGUCAGUGAGAGUUUGACAUGACCUCUGCAUCUCGAACGUAAAAAAACACCCAUGAAAACCCAGCUAACCUUCCCUGUGGCCUUGGAAAAAGAAACAUAAUGGAAGCACAA
This is a messenger RNA of Eriocheir sinensis (Chinese mitten crab), 3617 nucleotides long. It is a transcript of the gene emei, whose product is annotated as transmembrane protein 161B-like. NCBI's taxonomy places the organism in Eukaryota, Metazoa, Arthropoda, Malacostraca, Decapoda, Varunidae. The transcript has 11 exons. The coding region runs from base 61 to 1581 and encodes 506 amino acids. The record is from RefSeq and is a predicted model, not a curated record.